CACGGUCCGGAUUUGUGGUGGUAAACGCGGAAAGUGACGACUUCCGUUAACUUGCUAAGAUGUCUGCCCACGUAUGUAAACAUGCGAGUGUAUCUGGCAGCUAGUUGCGUUCAAGUUAAACGGUUCCGUGGCAUGUAUUCAUCCCACUGACUAGUGUAAUUACGGAUAUUUUAAUAUUAACUUCCAAUGCUGGAUUGUUAACACAGUAAACUUCGGUUUGUGAGUUAUUACCGGGCCAGAAAGACUUAACAGUAUCGUGCUAACGUUAGCUGGGCAGCAGGGAGCCAUGCCUGCUCAGACCAUAUUCGUUCGUUCUCUACCAGAUUCAGCUUCAAAUCAGCGUCUUGAGGAAAUAUUCUCUGAAAUCGGUCCGAUAAAGCAGUGCUUCGUGGUCAGAGAGAAAGGCACAGAAAAAUGUCGGGGAUUUGGCUAUGUCACAUACUCCAUGGAGGAAGAUGCACAGCGAGCCUUGAAAGAAGUGAAAGAAUACGACGGAAAGAGACUUUCUCUGUCAGUGGCAAAGAAGAAAAUUAAAGACAAAAGGAAAACAGCACCUGAAGACCCAGCUGCAGCAGCAAAGGAGAAUGAACAGAAAUCUAAGGGCUUCAGGAGGAAACAACAGAAAGCAAGACUCAUCAUAAGGAACCUCAGUUUUAAGUGUUCAGAAGAUGAUCUGAAGGAGGUAUUUGCCAAGUUUGGAACGGUUCUUGAAGCCAAAAUUCCCCUGAAACCUGAUGGGAAGAUGCGAGGAUUUGCGUUCGUCAUGUUUAAAAAUGUGUCUCAGGCAGGCAGCGCGCUCAAUAAUAUGAACCUGAAGGAGAUAAAAGGUCGACAGGUAGCAGUUGACUGGGCCGUACCUAAGGAAAAGUUUCUUGCCACACAGCAGUCCUCGAUUGCAGAAAAUAAGAAUACAGAGGAAGCAACUGGAAAACAGUCAGACUCAGAAAGUGACACUGAAGACGAUGAUGAAGAAAAGAAACAAGCAGCACCUGUGAAGCAAAAACCUUUCCACAGAGUCAGUUCGAAACCAGCUGUGCAGCAGGAGGAUGAAUCCCAAUCAGAUGAUGAAGAUGAUAGCAUGGAACAAGACAGCGAGGAGGACGAGGAUGUGUCCCAGGAGGGAGAAACGGAUGAUGAUGAGAGGAGCCUUGAUUCAAAUGAGGAUCAAGGUGAGAGUCAGGAUGAAGAUGAAGAUGAGGAGGAUGAGGAGGAUGAGGAUGACGAAGAAGGGGAAACAGCUCAAAAGAAGAUCCCAAAGAAACUUCUCCCUUCAGAUGUGAAAGAGGGCAGAACAGUUUUCAUCAGGAACCUUUCCUUUGACACAGAGGAAGAGGGUCUUGAGGAAGUUCUUCUACGGUACGGACAGCUUAACUACAUAAAGAUUGUUCUCCACCCAGACACAGAACAUUCAAAAGGUUGUGCUUUUGCUCAGUUUAAGACCAAAGAGGCUGCAGACAAAUGCAUAGCUGCAGCACAAGACGAAGCAGAGAGUGGUGGCAUCCGUGUAGAUGGCAGGAGGCUUUUGGUUGUGGCAGCAGUGAGCAGAGAGGACGCUGCCAAGAUGAAGGUCGAUAAAGUGAAAGUAGAAACGGGCACCAGGAACCUGUACCUGGCCAGAGAGGGAUUAAUCCGUGCUGGAACCAAGGCUGCAGAGGGUGUGCCUGAAGCAGACCUAAUCAAAAGAACCAGAUUUGAAGAAAUAAAGAGGGCCAAGCUUCGGGACAUAAAUGUGUUUGUGUCAAAGACUCGUCUGUGUGUUCAUAACCUGCCCAAGUCGGUGGACAAUAGAAAACUCAGAGCACUCUGCCUUCAAGCCAUAAAGGGAGGCAAGGGAGUCCCGAUCACAGAGUGUCGGGUGAUGUAUGACAAGAAGCCAGAGAAGGGUCAGGUGAUGGGACAGUCGUUAGGUUAUGGCUUUGUCCAGUUCCGGGACCAUGAACAUGCUCUCCGCACACUUCGCUACCUCAACAACAACCCUGAUAUCUUUGGGUCACACAAGAGGCCUAUUGUAGAGUUCUCCCUGGAAGAUUCAAGGAAACUCAAAAUAAAAGAAAUACGACAACAAAAAAACAAGGAAUUUUUCCAAAAUCGUCCUUUGAAGGGAAGAGCAAAACCUCAGUCCCAGGCAGCUGGAGAUGGAAAAGGACCUAGAAAAGAUGGAAGUGAACCACAGUCCUCAUCACAGCUGACAGGAAAGGAGAGGGCUUCUCCUCAAGUCCAGAAAAAGGGCAGGCAUUAUUCCGGCUUCCAGACAAACCCUGAGGUCGAACACGUAGAUUUGGAGAAUGGAAAGAAGCGAAAGAAGGUUCUACCUAUGCCUUCUCAUCGUGGACCUAAGAUCAGAAUGCGUGAUAAAGGAAAGCAGCAAGCCCCACCACCCAAGAAAGCAAGACCUGGAUCCAACAGGAGGGAGCAUCAAAGACGACAGAUGGAAAAGCCCACACAGCCCAGAAACCAGAAGGUUAAAGCAGCGAAGAACCGUUUCAAGAACAGGGACGGGGACCGUUUUGACAGCCUGGUGGAGCAGUACAAGAAGAAACUGAUGGGUAACAGUGGCAAGAACACCACUUUCAAAAGAAACAAGUGGUUUGAUAGUUAAUGCUGUGUGUGUGUGCGUGUGUGUGUGUGUGUGUGUGUGUGUGAGUGAGAGAGAGAGAAAAUGUGCUGGAAUCAACGGUCUUUAAGGCUACUUUAAGGCUCUAUAUUCCAAAUCCUGAGGUUUUAGAAUAAAUACAGUGGUUCUUAUGCAUUUUUUUUUUUUUUGGUCAGAUAUGACAGUAUGUGAUCCCCGUGUGUUAAACUGUACUGUCACUUAACUUCAUUCAUCCGGUUCCAGCAUUUCUUCGAUCUGUGCUCAUGGUUUUUGUUUUUACUAAAACAAACUGACGUAUGUAACGAUAAGGUUUUUCUUUGUGUACAUGUCUUUUCAAGAAAAUAUACCAUAACAAUUGAA
Messenger RNA from Xiphias gladius (swordfish), 2953 nucleotides. It is a transcript of the gene rbm28, whose product is annotated as RNA binding motif protein 28. The record is from RefSeq and is a predicted model, not a curated record. The transcript is spliced from 20 exons. Gene Ontology annotation, molecular function: RNA binding. NCBI's taxonomy places the organism in Eukaryota, Metazoa, Chordata, Actinopteri, Istiophoriformes, Xiphiidae. Bases 287 to 2599 code for a protein of 770 amino acids.